UACAGUAUGCAACGAGUACAACAACUGAAGUCAUUCAUUCCCAAGUCGGCAGUAGUGUACUAUAAACAGCCAUUACUCAUUACAAAGGGUGAGAUGCAGUUCUUAUACGACGCUGACGGUAAAAAAUAUCUGGAUAUGUUUGCUGGAAUUGUUACUGUGUCAGUGGGACAUUGUCAUCCAAAGGUGAACGCUGCACUAAAGGCUCAACUUGAUAAAUUAUGGCAUACGACAUCGAUAUACUACACAGAACCCGUGCUAGAAUACGCAGAGAAGCUGACGGCAAAUUGUACAUCGCUGAUUGUUUCUCUUGACCUUAUUAAGGUGUGCUUCUUUGUGAAUUCCGGCUCUGAGGCAAAUGACCUGGCGUUUGCAUUGGCUAGAGUUCAUACAGGUCGAUUCGAUGUCUUGUCAUUGCGUAACGGCUAUCAUGGAAUGACUCAGACUGUCCUUGGUGCGACGAACAUUGGUGAGUUUACCAGUCUGUUAUUAAGAAAUGAUAUUUGGAGAUCUUACCAUUAG
Molecule: messenger RNA, 519 nt
Organism: Angiostrongylus costaricensis
Lineage: Eukaryota; Metazoa; Nematoda; Chromadorea; Rhabditida; Metastrongylidae
Source: the annotation of a GenBank genome assembly